AUGUUAUGGGCGAUGGAGCCGAACUUCGCGACAGCGCCAAUUGCACUGAUCUCCUUGCUGGUCGUCAUGUUGUCCAGUGUCAAAGCGAAUGCCAGCAUCGCUGCUGCCAAUCAACCUGCAGCCCCCAAUGGGUUAAAGAGCUGUAACAGCACAAGGCAAGCCCGCAUGUGGGGCGAUGUCGAUCCGAAUGUAUUCCACGUCUGCGACGAGGCGACCAACGCAACGCGCCAAAUGCGUUGUCCAGCGGGACGUGGCUUCUUCAAUGGGCGCGGCUAUUUCGGUUGCAUACCGUAUCCCGAGUGGCCGGCCUGCAUCGACCGACGCAGUCUCAUACACAGUCAGAAACACAGCCAUAAUAGUACUAGCAGCGCCAAUGCAACCCUGGCGCUGUGCAAGGACGAACUGCAUCUGCAGCAAACCUGGGCGGCUGUGGACCCGAAUAAAUUUUACAUGUGCCAAAAUGCGGAGUCGGCAUCGCUACUGCUGAACUGUGAGGCGGGCAAAGGUUAUGUCAGCGCCUGGGUUGGCGAUGGACAUCAUGGCGGGCAUGCCGGGGGACAUGGUGGCGAGGCCACACACAUUGUGGGCUGUACCACAUGGGCCAAGUGGCGCAUGUACAUGCAAUGUACGGACUUUUAUUGA
This is a messenger RNA of Zeugodacus cucurbitae (melon fly), 642 nucleotides long. RefSeq lists its product as uncharacterized. The record is from RefSeq and is a predicted model, not a curated record. The transcript has a single exon. The coding region runs from base 1 to 642 and encodes 213 amino acids. Lineage: Eukaryota; Metazoa; Arthropoda; Insecta; Diptera; Tephritidae.